Molecule: messenger RNA, 1228 nt
Organism: Tuber melanosporum (Perigord truffle)
Lineage: Eukaryota; Fungi; Ascomycota; Pezizomycetes; Pezizales; Tuberaceae
Exons: 4
Coding region: 280-846 (188 amino acids)
Biological process (GO): protein targeting to ER
Cellular component (GO): mitochondrion; endoplasmic reticulum
Source: RefSeq, a predicted model, not a curated record
AACACCUCAAUGAGGGAGGGUAAAAAAAUAAUAAUUUCAACUCCCCUCAUCGCUGGUAUCACAUCGCGCGUCCAUCCAUCUACUCAGCUCAUCUACCCUCACGUUCCCUUCUCCUUCUCCCUCUCUCUCUCCCCCGGGCAUUACCCUGGUCAACGUUGACUUCUUUUCUUCCUUCCUUCCUUCCUUCCUUCCUUCCUCCCCCCCCAAUACUCGCUCGCUCGGUAACUUUUUCUUUUUUUUUCCUUUCCGGAGCAAAAUAGUUUUUUCACCAGCGACAAAAUGAAUCCACAAAUUGCCAAUAUUGUGAUCAUUCUGGGUAUGAUGCAAGUCGCGAAGAAGGUCCCGUUCGAGGAUCCGAAUGUCCUGAAUGGCGUGAGGGCGAUGUACGUUCUUUCCAACGUUAUCAUCUUGUCGCUGUACGUGUACGUUAGCGGCCAGAUCAAUAAGAAGAAUGACAACACAACCAUGAAGUACCUCGAACCCGCUCAGCCACUCUCCGGUGAUCAACCGAAGCUUGUGACAACUACCAUCGCGGCCUACGACCGCGAUCAGCUCAAGGCGGCUUUCAAGAGUCUUUUGAUGGGCGUUGGAAUGAUGGGUGUCAUGCAUCUCUACAUGAAGUACACUAACCCAUUGCUUGUCCAGAGCAUCAUUCCCCUCAAAACUGCCUUCGAAUCCAAGCUCGUCCAGAUCCACGUCUUUGGAAAGGCCGCCAGCGGGGACCUUAAGAGACCAUGGAAGGCUGGAGGGAUGAUGCCGGGAAUGCAAGGUGGUGACGUCGUAUCCGACAAGAAGAGCAUUGACGAGGCCGAGAGGUCCGGUCGGGGUGGUGCCAAGGAGGAGUAAAUAUUGCGCUCUUUCUUUUUCUUCUUUCCCUUCUUUUCCUUCCUGAGGGUAAAUGGGAUUUCUCAUUAGUUUAAUUUACCUUCUUAUCUCGUCUUGUGAACAUUUUUUUCUUAAAACAAAAAAAAUUAACUAUGGUUGUUGUUGAAUUUUUUAUUAUUAUUGGUUUUGGAAAAUGGUCCGGCGAUGGAUGGGCGGACCGACCGGCGGAUAGAUAUGUGGAUGAAUACGAUAAAUGGAUUGGAGGGGGGGGAGAUGUUGGGGUUGAGGUUGGUUUUGUAUUUGUUUCGUUCCUUUUUACGGGUUUCCCGUGAAGUUGGGAGAGUGUGAGUUAAGGUUUAAGGAGGGGCGGGGAGAUCAUUAUGAAACGAAAGAGUAAGAUAGA